GGCGACCUGGCUUUUCCCCGCUUUGAGAUCCCGGCGCAGCGGUUUGCCCUGCCCGCGCACUACCUGGAGCGCUCCCCGGCCUGGUGGUACCCCUACACCCUGACCCCCGCCGGUGGCCACCUCCCGCGACCUGAAGUGACUGCUGACUGGAAGAAGGGCGCCGAGAGCCCCGAGAAGAAGCCCGCGUGCCGCAAGAAGAAGACGCGCACGGUCUUCUCGCGCAGCCAAGUCUUCCAGCUCGAGUCCACCUUCGACAUGAAGCGCUACCUGAGCAGCUCGGAGCGCGCCUGCCUGGCCUCCAGCCUGCAGCUCACCGAGACGCAGGUCAAGACUUGGUUCCAGAACCGGCGCAACAAGUGGAAGCGGCAGCUCUCGGCCGAGCUGGAGGCGGCCAACAUGGCCCACGCGUCGGCGCAGACUCUGGUGGGGCUGCCGCUGUUCGGAACCCGAGCCGAGAGGGACACAGGCCGGGAGGCGGGCGAGCGCCCGAUGACCGGCUCUAACGAGUUCAAGCUGAACCAGCCGCCCGAGGACGGCAUCUCGUCGGUGAAGUUCAGCCCCAACACGUCGCAGUUCCUGCUGGUGUCGUCCUGGGACACGUCGGUGCGGCUCUACGACGUGCCGGCCAACUCGCUGCGGCUCAAGUACCAGCACUCGGGCGCCGUCCUGGACUGCGAAGGGCUGUUGCUGCUGACUCCCGACGGCCGGGUCCGGGGCGCUUAG
Molecule: messenger RNA, 723 nt
Organism: Myotis brandtii (Brandt's bat)
Lineage: Eukaryota; Metazoa; Chordata; Mammalia; Chiroptera; Vespertilionidae
Product: homeobox protein HMX3
Exons: 6
Biological process (GO): regulation of transcription by RNA polymerase II
Cellular component (GO): nucleus
Molecular function (GO): RNA polymerase II transcription regulatory region sequence-specific DNA binding; DNA-binding transcription factor activity, RNA polymerase II-specific; protein binding
Source: RefSeq, a predicted model, not a curated record